Xenia sp. Carnegie-2017 is the source of this 681-nucleotide messenger RNA. RefSeq names its product protein LIAT1-like. The transcript has a single exon. Lineage: Eukaryota; Metazoa; Cnidaria; Anthozoa; Malacalcyonacea; Xeniidae. The coding region runs from base 1 to 681 and encodes 226 amino acids. The record is from RefSeq and is a predicted model, not a curated record.
AUGCUCUCGCGCAUGUUGAAAACUUUUCGAAAGCAUCGCAAAAGUCCAUUAAGGAAGUAUUCUAAAUUUUCGGAAACUAAGCAUAAUAUUGUGACCAAAAGACCAUUGCCAAAAGUUUCAAAUCUUCCCAAUAAAAGUUUUGAGAUAUUGAAGCAAGUUACUGUUUCCAAAAGAGAUAAACCUCAUUCAAAUGGAUCCAAAAGAGAUAAGCCUCAUUCGAAUAAAUCCAAAAGAUAUAAACCUCUUUCAAAUAAAUCCAAAAAAUAUAAACCUCUUUCAAAUGGAUUCAAAAGAGAUAAACCUCUUUCUUCAAAUGGAUCCAAAAGAGAUAAACCUCUUUCUUCAAAUGGAUCCAAAAGAGAUAAACCUCUUUCUUGGAUCCAAAGAGAUGGAUGGAUCCAAAGAGAUAAACUUCUUCAAAUGGAUCCAAAAGAGAUAAACCUCUUUCUUCAAAUGGAUCCAAAAGAGAUAAACUUCUUCCAAAUGGAUCCAAAAGAAAUAAACCUCUUUCAAAUGGAUCCAAAAGAGAUAAACCUCUUUCAAAUGGAUCCAAAAGAGAUAAACCUCUUUCAAAUGGAUCCAAAAGAGAUAAACCUCUUUCAAAUGGAUCCAAAAGAGAUAAACCUCUUUCAAAUGGAUCCAAAAGAGAUAAACUCUUUCAAAUGGAUCCAAAAGAGAUAA